GCGAAGAAUGGGGUGGGCGGGGCUAGCUGGGGGCGGGGCCCAGACUACACGUGACUGGUGACGCGCCUUCGGAAGAAGUGACAGGGUGCUGCUGGGAUGGCGAACCAUCUGAAGUUUAUUGCUCGCACUGUCAUGGUCCCCAGUGGAAAUGUGGACAUGGCUUACAAGAUGCUGAACAGGAUUCUGACUGUGGAUGGCAUCGUAGAUGAAGCAAGGCGGAGGCGAUAUUACGAGAAGCCUUGUAAUAAGAGACGGAGAGAGAAUUAUGAGAACUGUCGCCGGAUCUAUAACUCUGAGAUGGCAGGCAAGGUCUCCUUCCUCAUGAGGAAGAAUCGCCAGGAUCCUUGGCCUGGGUGUUAAGAUAAGGGCACGGUGUGGACCAUUCUAUUCAGUGGCCCCGAAGGACAAUACUGUUUAUAUUAUUGUAUUAUAUAAAAAGAUGUUAUCGACGUUGAAAGCAACACUGUUAUUAAUAUUCUCAAGGGAUCCAUUGCUGGAACACUGAUACUUUUUACCUCCUUGGGAUCAAAUAAAGAAAAACAGGUGUUAAGAUCCUGAAUAAAUGAAUUUUCAUGUG
Molecule: messenger RNA, 577 nt
Organism: Xenopus tropicalis (tropical clawed frog)
Lineage: Eukaryota; Metazoa; Chordata; Amphibia; Anura; Pipidae
Gene: mrps21
Product: mitochondrial ribosomal protein S21
Exons: 3
Coding region: 97-360 (87 amino acids)
Biological process (GO): translation
Cellular component (GO): ribosome; cytoplasm
Molecular function (GO): structural constituent of ribosome
Source: RefSeq, a predicted model, not a curated record